AUGUCGUCUCUGAAAGUUGCGUUCGUCUCCCGACUUCUCAUGUUCUGUCUCGACCUGGCAAUGCUGGUGGGUUACUGUAUAAGGAUUACUGUAGAAUUGCUCUUUCUUUCAGCUCUGCGCAUCGGUCCUCGUCGUCUGGGGCUCGUUCAUGAACAACUCGGCGUACGACCGUCACCUCAAAGACGUCGUCUUCAACUACAACUCCUCCGAACCUCUCGCCACGGAUAAGUUCUAUUUGAGAGCCUGGGCGAGUCUAGAUCCUAAAGUAACCGGAAUAUUAUUCAUUUCACAGGUGUGGGCAGUGUACUGGAGUAUUUACGGACUGUCCAUUGGCGCUUUCCUCAUCGCUAUCAUCGGAUUGAUUGGAGCGUUGAGCCGGAAAAAAGCGGUGAUCGGAACGUUUUUGGUGUUGAUGGUUCCGUUUGUUCUUCUGGAAGUUGGUGGAGGAGUCACCGUAUGGACGAAACGGGGAUCUGUGAGUUGCCUCGGCAAAACACCGCAACUUUAGCGCAAACCUUGCACAACUUCUCUUUCAAAGUUGCGCAAAGUUUGUGUAAGGUUAUGCUGAGCUCCCAGGGAACCUUGAGACAAAAGUUACAGCUCCGCCGUCUAAUCGACAGUUUCGUGGCAGACAUGUACACGAUAAACUCGCUGUUCGACAUCCAAAUCAUUCAGAAUACGGUAUCGAACUCCGUCUGACUCUAAAUAAAAACCGGUGCCAAUUCAGUACAAUUGCUGUGGAAUCCGAACGGGAGAAUGGACUUGUGACGCCCGUCCGCCGUGCGACAUGGCAGUCUUUAACAGUGUGGACAACACUCAAAUGAUCGCUGCUCUCGUCUUCCUUCCUGUCCUUUUCUUUCAAAUUGUCCUCGUCGCACUCCCGAUUGUCAUUCUCGUGUUCGAACCGAGAAUGGAGAGGAAGACGACUUCACAGUAA
Caenorhabditis sp. 36 PRJEB53466 is the source of this 937-nucleotide messenger RNA. Lineage: Eukaryota; Metazoa; Nematoda; Chromadorea; Rhabditida; Rhabditidae. The record is from the annotation of a GenBank genome assembly.